AAUAUAUCGCGCGCAUAAUCCGAUGGACAGAACGGACAUUGUAAAGAAAAGUGUGACAUUGGUGUAGAAUGGCAGCGGCAAAAAUUACGUUUUCGUGAACAAAUUUUCUUUCUGAUGAGAAUGUGUUUUGUGAGCUGAAGGAUGUAUCAAGUUAUUUGAAUCAUGUUUUCUGUGCGCCUUAUUUUGGGUGAUCAUUAUAUGAGUCCUCCCAUCCCUGAAUUAGAUGUGGUGUAUUCGGAAUUCCGUGGAGCAGAAGUCAAACAAGUCCCCGUUAUUCGAGUAUUUGGAUCAACAGUUACAGGAAAGAAAACGUGCUUGCACAUCCAUGGCGUUUUCCCAUACAUUUACGUCCCAUACGAAGGGUCUGAACCGUGUGACAGGCUCAUGUAUCAGAUAACAUCCAGCUUGGAUAAGGCCUUAAAUAUAUCACUAGGAAAAGGAAAUUCUGCAGCACAACAUGUUUAUAAAGUGGUUCUUGUAUCUGGAUUGCCAUUUUAUGGUUUUCAUACCAAGGAGCAUCAAUACUUCAAAAUCUAUUUUUAUAACCCACUUAUGGUCAAAAAGGCAACAGAAUUGUUACAGAGUGGUGCAAUCCUCAAUAAGAUUUACCAGCCACAUGAAGCCCAUGUUCCCUAUAUUCUUCAGUUCAUGAUAGACUAUAAUCUGUAUGGCAUGAACCUUGUUAAUCUUGAAAAUGUAAAGUUCAGGCGGGACCCAGAAAAUCCAGGGAGUUUUGAAAAUCUUUCUGAGGAAAUUCUGCUACCAGAAAGAGUUACCAGGAUGAGUACAUGUGAAAUUGAAGUGGAUGCUGUGGCAGCGGAUAUUAUCAACAAGAGGACAGCUGCAGAUGAGCUGGUUGUAAACCCUGGACUGGCGGCAAUCUGGGAAGAUGAGAAACAACGACGGAGAGAAGAAGGAAGAACGUCACAAAUAACUCCCCAGUGUUCUCAAAAGCGUCCAUUUGCUGCUUCUACUGACAGUGAACUUUUCUUUAAACAGAAAUUACAUGACAAGUUACUACUAUUAAACUCAGAGCUUUCUGAUAAUUCUUUGACACCAGAAGAUUCAAAACUCAUCGAAGCAUCGUUUUUGAAUGUGCACGUACAACCGUCUGGAUCCGUUUCAUUUGUUGGAAGUGAGCGAGUGGAACACGAUAACAAUAUUUCAGUCGUAGAUGAAGAUUUGGUGUUGAGUUUAACGUCAAGCCAGAGAGGAAUAAAUCAUGAUUCUGUUUUAUUUGAUUCCCAAGAUGCGGAACUUGCUAUGAUCCUUCAAAACCUAGAGAGCGGGGCAAAUGUUGAUGAAGAUAGUAUCUUGGGAUCUCAGGCAUUUCAGGAAUUAGAAACUGAGACAGUAGAUGGCAGUGAAGACGAGGACAUGCAAGAUCUAAGGCAGCCGUUAGAUGCCGCAGUGGAUUCAAGCCCAAAUGGUGGCUUUGAGAAAGAAGGCUCGAGCAGAUUUACAGAUCACCAGGAUGAUUCAUUGUGGGAGAAUACAUUUUGGGAGGAUGUGAACAAAAUUCCGCAGUUGGAUGGAGCCGACGAUGUCCCCGAUAAAUCACGACGCAGGAGAUUUGGGAUGAGGGGAAGAUCAUUUCCACGGCGAUCGGUGCAUAAACGUUUGGUUAAGAGUUCCAUCAGUGAAGUUGGUAGAAAUGGUUCAUCUGUGUGGACUGCAGACAGUGAGAAUAAGCUCUGUAAUGGUGCGUCAGAGUUGGGAACCAACGAAUUAUGUCUCUCAGCUGCUCCAGAGAAAGCUAGCACAUGCUUUCAUGUUAAUCCUGCAGAUGACUUUACAGAAGUUGCUGAUGAUAACAGAAAUCCUAUGAUGGCUGGAGGUGUGGGGAGAGAACAUGAAAAUGAUGUGAGAAACUGUUUCUUGGACAUUUCCAACGAUACUGACGGUUCUGCAACUGUGGAAAAAACAGUAACAUUGGAGACUGUUCCAGUUACAACAGAUGAUUCAGUGACGGACACCAAAAGUAGCCAUAUUCCAAGAUGUACCAGAGACAUGCAAACCGAUGUAGUGGUUGGUUCAUUUGAAUUGGAUAGUUUGUUGGUAUGUGCUAAAAAUGAUAAUGGUCCUGUAGGAGUUGGAAACUUGAAAAGUGUGUCUGACGACUGCCCGUCUCCAACAAAUGGUUUAAUAAAACAUUCCAGUGAGAAGAGUGUCGUAGAAACAGAAUACAAAAUUUCUCUUAAUGGCUUUGCAGAAGUCAGUGGAGACAGUGUGGAUCCUGUAAUUUCAGAAGUAACAGGAUCAGAAUCAUUAAUAAUCCUGUCAGAAGAUACAGUGGAAAUUUCUGACAUUAUCACUAAUCCCAGUACUGUUGAAAGUGUGUUAGUAGGUGGUGAAACUAAUCUAUCAACACUCAAUUCUUUGUCACAAGUUUCAGGAGAUGAUGAUAUUCGAGGUAUGAGGAAUGUAGGUUCAGAAUCUGCUAAACUUCCAGCCAAGCAAGUUUGCAAUGAGUCAUCUAAUUCAGAAGUAAACUUCCAGCCAGUUUCUGUUGUGUGUUGCAACAUGCACGCAUGCUCAUGCAUGUCAGAUGGCUCUGUGCUUGCUCUGCAGUUGAACGAUCCCGGAAGUACUUUUGAAGUAGAUGGUCAGGAAUGUGAUCGGUUUAGGCAGGGUGUUUUGAUUGGAGAUCCCUCAUUUACAGCACAGCUAAGUUUUUCAGAAGGAGAUAAUGACCUGCAAAUGAAUGGGCUUUUCUCUGGUACUAGCAUACCCAACUUGUUAUCUUCAGAACAGUGUUCAGAAACUUCCAAAUCAUCAUAUAUCACUGAUAUCGAUACAGAUUUGUUGGCUCCAUAUGACACGCAAACAGUUCGUGAGAUAUCGCCAGAAAAGAGCACAGUUUCAUGCAGAACUUUACGUCACCGCAACAAUUUAGGUCGAAAACAAAUUUCAGGAAAUUGUAGUAAAUUAUUUCGAUCAAGGAGGAUGAUGGCACAGAAUUCAGAGCUACAUAACAUGUCUGACAUUAAUGUAAAAAGAACGUGCAUGCAACGCAGUAGAGGGACUGGUCCUUCAGUUGAAACGGCUGGCACUAAACAGAUGUCGAGCUGUCACGUUCUCCCCAAAGUAAGGUUGAACUUGGAUAUUGAAAGAAAAGAUACUUUGUGCUCUGCUGUCAGUGCACUAUCUUCUUGCACAUUUAAGAGUCCUAUGGAAGUUUCUCCAGUCGAAGUGAAACGGAUUGAAACGAUGCUUUGGAAAGGAAGCAUAGAUGAGAUAAUACAGCUGAAAGAUUGUUCAAUAAAUGCAGGUGUCAUGUCUCAAAACGAAGUAGAAAAUGCCAAAGAGAAACUGGACAGCUGUGUUCAGAAGAUGUGGAGUAAAACCACGAAUGGUCAAAAAGCAGAUGUUAGUAAUGGUAUUAUUGGCAAGAACAGUAAAGAAGGGAUAGAAUUUCAUGUAGGAGACAGAUGGAACAGAUCUCGUGUAUGUACCCGGGCUGGAAAUACACUGCGUAAGUGCCUUUGUGAGAAUGAUGACGCAUUGACCAGCAGGAGUAUGCAGUCUGCAUCACGGUCAUGUAUGGUGACGACAGCUGGUGAAAAACAGUCAAGAAGACUGCAAAGAGAGAAAUGGAAAAGGUUGUCUCUAUCAUAUAGAAUGAAUGCCACAUCAAAUAGUAGAAAGAAACUUGAAACAAAUGGUCUAAUACAAGUAAAUAAUAUUUGUAUUAGACCGUGCUAUGUGAAGCUUGUGAAACUGCAAGACAUUUCUGAGCAAACAAGGAUCAAUUCUUGCAAAAGUAAUUCACAGUUCAUAAAUCAUAAAGCUUCAGCUACUCAUUCGUUUGGUUUGAGCAGCUUAUCUCACACAGUUGAUACCAAAGGAUGGGAAGUGAGAAAUAAAUUAAAGCCAUGUAGAAGUGUAGCUCAACAGAUGAAAAUACGUUAUUCCAGUUCAAGAGGUGGAGCAAAGGCUAAUGGGAAUGUGAAUUGCAACAGUAUUGAAAGUUUUGUAGAUCACAGAAAAACUGACGUGUGUCCAGUUUCUUUUCGUGUUCCUACAAAAGCUAAAAAUGAAAACCAGUGUAACAAGGUUGCAGUUCACGGUAGAAGUAUUGCAGUUUCGAAGACAAGAAAUAAAAAUGAUGCUAAGGUUGCUAAAACUGCUGUACUUCACAUCCAAGAACCCUGUGAUUUUAAUUCUGUGCAGAUUGAACCGAGGAAGCAACUCAGAAGAACUGGUAAAGGUAAAGGGAGUAAAACUAAGAAACUGUUAAAUAACUUACAGCCAGAUAAAUCCAACCUACUUAGUCGCAUGAAACCUUUUUCCAUUUGUCUCGAAAGGCUGGACCAGUCUGUUUUAGAAAAGUAUUCUGUGACUUUAUCCUCUAAGACCACUCCACAAAAGAAUACAGGCUUCUUACAGCAAGGAGUAACAACUGCAAGUAACAAAGCUAAGAUCUACUCUGAUGUACGUGGGAAACACAUAACAAGAUCAGGAAAAUGUAAUCAUAUCCAUUGUCGAGACAGAAUUCCGUGUUUGGAUGGGGUGUUUGAGAACAGUUCAUCAGAUGAUUGUUCAGAAUCUAGAACUGUUGACCAUUCUGAGCAGUCAGGAAAAUCUCCAGAUUCAAAAAGGGCUAGACAGCAGGGAAAGAUAACACAAGAAGUUGAAAAUAAAUUUACAGACCUGCAGCACAAGAAUACAGAUUACUCUAACAGUUCUGUCUUAGAAGAAACAUUAUUACAUACACCAGGGUUUGAGUCUUCAGCAGAGAACUUAAAUUUGAAGAAUGCAAUCAUAUGUUCUGAAACCCAUAGUCCAGUUAGGCCUCUCAGAAGAUCUUUGUAUCCUGCUCUGGCUAUAAAAAUACAAAGAUCACCAAAGAAAAGGAAUGUAGUUGCUGUAAAAAAGUUUGAAGCUGGAUCAGAACUGACAGACAUUUCAAGUCCAAAAAAUACAAAUAGCUGGAAGGGAGGAAGCAGACUGAGCAGUGUGGAGACUGAAGUAACAAGACCGAAGCAAGCGGUUCUUAAACAGAAGCUCACCAAUGGGCAAAUACAAGCACAACCUAGGGAUAUGUGCAACAUAUUUAAAAACAGAAAGAGAAAGUCUUCAACUUCUGUACGUCCUAGUCAGACUUUUCAGAAAUCGCCCCCAGUGCCCACAGAUGUUCAUGCGUCCAGCAUCUGUGAUACCAUCAGGAUUACAGAGAACCAACAGAACAUCUCUGCAGAGAAACACAUAUUCCCUUUCGGCACAGCUAAAGGAAAACAUUUUAGUAGUCAAGAAUACUGUCAUGUAGACAUAUUACAUAAUUUGAAUAUUACCAGUUCUGAAUCUGGUAAUGAUAGCAACAUUUUAGUCACAAGUACCAGUAGUUUUCCAUUAGGAAGCGAGACCAAGACGGACAGUGUAACUCAACCGUAUGAAUGUUCACAGACCAUUGAUGAUGCUUACGAUAAGCGUGUGAGUGUUGCAUCUACAUCAAAGCAUACAGAAGCAGGAAGCGUGGAGCAGAUGCCAGAUAAAUGGACAGGAUCAGAUAUUAGAGACUCAGUUUCUAAUAAAACAUCAAGAAAACAAUCAAACUCUCCAAUUUUAAGAAACCGUCCUGAAAAUGAACUAGAGAUUAGAGCAGGAGGGAAUGACUCGGAAAACAUUUCACAGGAUUCCGCCGAAGUGUGUGUCAGUAGAACAGAAACCUUUAAAAGCAGUGGUUCAUUUGGAAUUGAUUUUCUAGAAAGGAAAAAGAUUGUAAAAGGGAGACAGAGUUUUGAUAUGUUUCAUACUGAGGAUGUUGCAGGUCAUAGAACUUCAUCUCCAAGAAUUAUCUUUGCAGAAGGGAUGUUAUUACGUGAGCAUCUGACGGAAUCAGAACUACCAAAGACAGAUAGUGAGAAUAUGCAAAUAUCUGUAACGGAUUCAUAUGAGAAAAUCGAAAGCAUAAAAAAGAAUAAUUUAGACAGUGAUUUUAAUACAGCCGGUAAUAGAAGUGAUGAGAAAGUUCAACAACAUACAGAAGGCGUGUUCAGUUUUUGUGAUACAGAGGAGGAAGAUGAUGAUGAUGAAGGAAUUAUAAGUUUUUACAAUGAAAUUAUUCCAUGCAGUCCAGCAGUCUCUCAGUUAAAAGAAUCUUUGAUAAAACCUUAUGUACCUGCUGAUAAUUCCAGCAGAUGUGCUACGCAUGAUUUUAAAUGUGCAUUGCUCACAGAUACAGAGCAGAACAAUUCAGAUCUUGUAGCUGAAGCACCUCUUAAGGUUGUAAACCAGACCCCAGCCAUUGAACAGUUGAGGAUUAUUACUGCUGAUAGUGAGAAUCAUAGAGUAUAUACUCCAAAGUUCAACCCUCCUUCAAAAGAUGAGAUUUUAGCAAGUAUAUCACAAUUUUGUAUUCCUGAGUAUCAACACCAAGAGCCCUUUGUUAGUAAUUUCUUGGAUACAGUAAAUAAAAAAGAAGUUGGAAAUAAGAUCCUAAGAAUUUGUAGCACUUCAGUUCUUAAUUUGCAGCCUUUUGUUGCAAGUUCGCUUAACAUUAUUGACAUUGAAACUUGGAGAAAGAAAUGGUUACAGGAAUUCAAUUACACAUCUCAGAGAAGUUUAGAUGGAACUAGUGACCUGGAUAUCGGUAACAUGAAACCUGCCUUGGCCAGUCACAGAGAAGUUACCAUUACACCAUGUAAGCUUCCUCCAAAUGUAACUGAAGUGAGACUGUGGUUAGAAGCAACACAGAAGUUAACUGAACAGGGCCUGCCAGAAAAUGAUGUGGUGAGCAAAGUUAGUAGGAAGAUCGUGAUGCCGUUAAGUCCGGGACAAGAAUCGGCAUCAGACGAUGACAUGUCUGUCUCUCCUGCGACCCCUAGAAGUCUCAGUUUUGAGCAAAGCCACGGGGGUAGUGUAGUUGCAGCACACAGCACUCCACAAGUCACGCCAACUUCUCACGGCCUGCCGAGUCCCUCUUGCACACCCAUUCAUAAGAGUCAACACAAGAUAGCGAAGUUGCUACUGAAACGGUCAAGAAAGGGGCUGAAACUGGACUCUCCGAGUCAAGAAAACAUGUCUACCACCUUGCCAUUAAUAAGAGAAGAAACAGCAGCGGACAUUGGUUCGGAACUUGUGUCUCCACUUGAUACUAGUGGAACUUACAAGCGGCAAGGUUGUGACAAUAGUAGUGAUGACCUCAGAGCAUUGGAUCCAGUUCAGUCGGCAAAAAAUGUUAACCUACAGUCAACCUCAGAGGUACCAGAUGACAGUGAAACUGUUCGUAAGGCGCUGCUACACCGUCAAAUCCGUACCAUCCUGACAACUCCAAGAGGUUUGAAACGUGGUAACUCCAGCUGUCAGAUAGAAGAAAGUACUCCAAAUAAUACAUAUGGCUUCCGGAUGUCAUUUGAGAACUUGCAUGAAGUCAAAGCGGUUUGUGAGCACCAGUUCCUGACAACGUUCAUUAUGGAGCUGCACGUCCAAACUCGAGGUGAUCUGAGACCAGACCCGGCUUGUGACCCAGUCAGAGCCGUGUUCUAUUUUGUAAUGAAUGAUGUUCCUGAAGAUUCGCGUCUUUUGAAGCAAGAGUUAGGUAUAAUUGUGGUGUGUAAUUUGGAUGGAAGUGUUAGGAUGCCUUUACUGAGGGGUACUCCUGAGAACUGUAAGCUAACUUAUGUAGAAGAUGAAGCGUCUCUUGUCCAUGAAUUAGUGAAGUGCGUAAAAAUGUGGGAUCCAGAUAUAUUAGGCGGUUAUGAGGUGGAAAUGUUAUCGUGGGGUUACCUCUUUCAACGGUCGUAUACUCUUCAAAUCAAUCUGCGUCCUUUGAUGUCGAGAGUGCCCACCGCCAGUACACGCAGUCACCAUACCGAAAAAGAAAGUAUAGCUUCUCAUUUAACUGAAGAAAUCAGAGUGACAGGGCGGAUUAUGCUGAACAUUUGGAGACUAAUGAGACAUGAGAUAUCUGUCCAGAGUUACACAUUUGAGAAUAUGAUGUAUCAUAUACUGCAUCAAAGGAUCGCUCUUCACUCGUUUAAACAGUUGACAUACUGGUGGGAACACAGAACACACCUCUACAGGUGGAUAUGUGUUGAGUAUUAUUUACUGAGAGUUCAAGGAAUUGUCAAGUUACUGGAUCAGCUGGAUCUCAUAGGACGGACUAGUGAACUAGCAAGACUUUUUGGAAUCCAGUUUUUAGAAGUUCUUUCCAGAGGUUCACAGUUCCGUGUGGAAUCUAUGAUGCUUCGCCUGGCCAAGCCUCUCAAUUAUGUACCGGUUUCCCCCAGCAUUCAACAAAGAGCUAAGAUGAGAGCGCCUGAGUCAUUACCUCUUAUAAUGGAACCAAAUUCCAGAUUUUACAGUGAUCCAGUAAUUGUACUGGAUUUUCAGAGUUUGUAUCCAUCAAUUAUCAUUGCCUACAACUACUGCUUCUCAACCUGUCUUGGAAGGGUGGAACAUCUGGGACAGGCGACUCCGUUUGUUUUUGGAUGCACCCACCUCAAAGUUCCUCCCGCACAUCUCGUAAAAUUAGAGAACAAUAUCAACAUGUCCCCCUGUGGAGUGGCAUUUGUGAAAAGUGGGAUAAGGAAGGGCGUACUCCCACGUAUGCUGCAAGAAAUUCUGGACACCAGGUUGAUGGUGAAGCAGUCCAUGAAGGCACAUAAAUCCAACAAGACGCUGCAGCGAGUGCUUCACUCUAGGCAGCUUGGCCUCAAACUAAUUGCAAAUGUUACAUAUGGCUACACAGCAGCAAAUUUUUCUGGAAGGAUGCCAUGUAUUGAGGUUGGUGACAGUGUUGUGAGUAAGGCAAGAGAAACACUGGAGAGAGCCAUACGUCUUGUAGAAACAACAUCUCGUUGGGGAGCACAGGUGGUGUAUGGUGACACUGACUCACUGUUUGUGUUGGUCCCAGGCAGGAAUAGACAGCAGGCCUUCAAGAUAGGAGCAGAGAUUGCAGAAGCUGUUACUUUGGACAACCCAAAACCAGUGAAAUUGAAAUUAGAGAAGGUGUAUGAACCGUGCAUCUUACAGACUAAGAAGCGUUAUGUUGGAUAUAUGUAUGAAAGUCCUGAUCAGGAUCAGCCCGUUUAUGACGCAAAGGGAAUUGAAACUGUGCGUCGAGAUGGAUGCCCUGCUGUAGCCAAGAUACUGGAGAAGUCUCUGAGACUUAUUUUUGAGACAAAAGAUGUAAGCUUGGUGAAGAAUUACGUCUGCCGGCAGUUUUCCAAAUUAUUGCAGGGGCACCUCAACAUUCAGGAUUUGAUUUUUGCUCGAGAGUAUCGUGGCAUGUCGUGCUACAAACCUGGUGCUUGCGUACCUGCUUUAGAAUUAACGAGACGCUGGUUACAAACAGAUAGGCGUGCUGAGCCACGGCAAAGUGAGAGAGUGCCAUAUGUCAUUGUGAACGGGCCGCCAGGAUUGCCACUGAUACGGUUGGUCAGGUCACCGCACGAAUUGCUUGCUGAUCCCAGUCUGCGACCUAACACUACAUACUAUAUCACGAGAGUUAUUAUCCCUCCGCUUGACAGAUGCUUUUCUCUUCUUGGAGCUGAAGUUGAGUCAUGGUAUGCCGAUAUGCCACGAAGAUAUGUAACAAAUUUACCGACAGCUGUGUCCUGUGGACUCAAAAAGAGCACUAUUUCGCAGUAUUUUUCCACUAUGAACUGUGCAGUAUGCAGUCAGUUGACAACUGCUGGAAUCUGUUUGACAUGUCAGCAGCAACCUCAAAAAGUAGCUGUUGUUCUAGCGAACAAAAUUCGAAUGUGGGAAAGGACAUACACUAACAUCAAAAAGGUUUGUCAGUCAUGUUGUGGACGUCCUGAAUCCAUCGACUGCAUUUCUCUCGAUUGUCCCAUUUUGUUCCGGAGAUGUCAGUCUGCUCGUGACUUACAGCAGGCCCCUUUUAUCCAGAGCUUGCAAGAGCAAUACAUCACCUUCUGAGCCCUUGUAUAGCCUGACCAGAGCAUGUCACUUCAGUUUCACGCUUAAGUUAGCGACUUUAAAAGAAGGUAGAACAGAUGUGUCAACUCUUACCCUCAGUGAUGAAGGUUGUUACAAGAAGAUAAAAGCCAAAAGCUGUGUAAAUUAAAGGAUGUAGCUUUAAGUAACCAGAGGAAGGUAUGUUUGGUCUGCAGAAUGUUUAAUGUUAACAAGUGACCCGUAAACACUGAAUACAUUCAGAGUUGGGAGUUUUGUGAUUUCAGGUUCUUACACUUGUUGGAAGUCAAGGAAAUUGAUCUUUGCGCUGUGUCAGUAGCUGAUAACUUUAGACAGGUGAUACAACUGAUAUGGUAUGGCAUUUAAAUAUAAUCACUGAUUUACAUUAUAAAAUCAUUCAAAUUUAUGCCAGUUUGUCCAGGAACACAUCCCCGGCGUAAAUCGAGGGCUACCUGUACUUGAAUUAAAAUUACAAGUACACUUACAUAAUGAAUGGUGUAUCUUGUAUGGCAUACUCAAAAGUCCAGUGUGUUUCAUCUACAAUUAGCAGAUGAAAGUGAUAGUAUAAUUGGCUGUAAGAUUCUUUUAAAAAGAAUGAUUAGAGACAUUACUAAAAUGAGGCCUUAUUAAAAACUACAGGUGAACAUUUUAUGUAUGAAGGAUAUAGUUUUAUAAAGCUGAUUGUGAUGUGUAAGUAUGUAAUAAAUUUAGAAGGCCCCGUGCAUGUACUACCAAAUUUUAGUAAUAUUUAAAUCGCCAUGUAAAUAAUUAUUUGUUUAUUAUUAGAAGAAGAAUUUUCAUGUUCCUUUGUAAAAGUCAACUUCAAGAAGUGUGCAUGAAUGUAUUCUUCAAAUGCACUGUUCGUGAUAUAUCAGAGUAUGAUAGCCAUAUAUGUAUAUUUUGGUAUAAGUUACAAAAUUGAAAGUAUAUUAUUAAGGACAUUUAUAUUAUAAAUACAUGUCUGCUUUUUACUUGGUUUCAAAUGAGGCCUGAGUCUCAGGUAUGUUUUGAAUCUUUAUAUUAUAGCAAAAAGAGGUUAUUCUUAAAACUGACCAUAACGCAGAAAUUUAUGGCUGCAUUUAUAGGAAUGUUAAAUAUGUGAAUAUAUGAUAUAUUUCUUAUGGCAAUAUUUAGUGAAUUAGUAUUGUUUAAAACAAUAAAUGCGAGUGUUCACAACUGUAAA
This is a messenger RNA of Zootermopsis nevadensis, 11065 nucleotides long. Lineage: Eukaryota; Metazoa; Arthropoda; Insecta; Blattodea; Termopsidae. The record is from RefSeq and is a predicted model, not a curated record.